This is a messenger RNA of Drosophila obscura, 935 nucleotides long. RefSeq lists its product as uncharacterized. The transcript has a single exon. The record is from RefSeq and is a predicted model, not a curated record. NCBI's taxonomy places the organism in Eukaryota, Metazoa, Arthropoda, Insecta, Diptera, Drosophilidae. Bases 129 to 602 code for a protein of 157 amino acids.
AAGAAUGUCAAAAAUUCUUCUUCUGCCGCAAAGCACGUGGAAUUUAACUUGAACCGUUUGCUCACUUUUGAAAGCAUCCAAAGCCGGAAAAUAAUUGCCAGUUUCCAGUUCAAGCAGCAGCAAGCGAAAUGGAUAAAGAUCCCCUUUUUGCAGUGAUCAAAUGCGAGAUGUGCAUCAAUCGAGUUACCAAUUUUGUAGCUGGCCUCUGCACCCGUUGCGAGAAUAUUUGGACCAGCAAUGGACUGGAGGGCAUCCAGCAUCCGAUCAGCACCCAUCGCGUAAUGGCAGCCAUCGUGGCCAGUGUGCGCCAGCCAGAUGCGCCCAUGGAUCCCACCUUCCAGGCGGCCAUGAUGAACGCCAGGUUGCAAAAGGAUCAGCAAGUUUCGCUCUUUCACAAGAUUCGCUUCCAGUUCGCCAGCAGCGUGCUCGCCGCCGACAGUAGCUCCAAAAUGGCAGUGCCCUUUGAGACCGAUGACAACUAUUGGGAUAUUCCCGAAAUCAUGGAUGAAGACUUUUUGGCUUUCCAACACAAUGUCGAUCUGCUGGAUGACAUAAUGAGAGACACAAACUGUUCAUGGGCUGACUUUGGACUGCCCGAAUAGCAGAAAUGUGAUGGUCUAAUCAAAUAUUUCAAAGAUAUUGUAACUACGCUUAUUUUUCUACUAUAUCUAGCAUUAAAACAAAAAUUAUACAACGAAAUACGUUUGAAAUAGUUUGUUUAUUUCGAAAAGUCUUUCAUAGGUGUAGAAUACGGCUGUGCGGCUGUAUAGCGUCGACUAAGCGGUAUCCAUGCAUCUGGUCGCACAGGACUGGUGGGCCAUGAUGAGAGCCAUGAAGUUGCGGAAGGAAGGGCCUAGUGAAUGUCAUAUAUGAACUACAAAAAAGGUUAAAGUUAUAUUUUUUGGGCAAGCACAAGUUGCACAUUGCAGUCAUGG